AUGAGGCAAUUCUACAAGGGAGGCUUCCUUCCCGAGAUGACCCGACGAGAGGCUGCACUCAUUCUAGGUAUCCGGGAAAGCGCGGCAGAGGCCAAGGUCAAAGAGGCGCAUCGCCGCAUCAUGAUCGCCAACCACCCCGAUGCCGGGGGCAGCAGCUACAUUGCCACCAAGGUCAAUGAGGCCAAGGAUAUGCUGGUGGGCAAGAAAAGGAGCGGCUCCAGCAUGUUUUGA
Auxenochlorella protothecoides is the source of this 231-nucleotide messenger RNA. RefSeq names its product Mitochondrial import inner membrane translocase subunit TIM14. Gene Ontology annotation, biological process: protein import into mitochondrial matrix. Gene Ontology annotation, cellular component: PAM complex, Tim23 associated import motor. The coding region runs from base 1 to 231 and encodes 76 amino acids. Lineage: Eukaryota; Viridiplantae; Chlorophyta; Trebouxiophyceae; Chlorellales; Chlorellaceae. Gene Ontology annotation, molecular function: ATPase activator activity. The transcript has 2 exons. The record is from RefSeq and is a predicted model, not a curated record.